Gossypium arboreum is the source of this 1020-nucleotide messenger RNA. RefSeq lists its product as uncharacterized. Bases 1 to 1020 code for a protein of 339 amino acids. The record is from RefSeq and is a predicted model, not a curated record. The transcript has 3 exons. Gene Ontology annotation, molecular function: polysaccharide binding. NCBI's taxonomy places the organism in Eukaryota, Viridiplantae, Streptophyta, Magnoliopsida, Malvales, Malvaceae.
AUGAGAAUAGAAGCUUCAGCAGCUUUCACAAGUUCAAGACCUCUGUUUCCACUAUUCAUCUUCCUCUUCUUUAUUCCAGGUUUCCACUCAAGAAAUCUGCAACAAUGCUCUUCUUCAUGCGGAGAUUUGACAAAUAUCAGCUCCCCUUUUCGUCUCCAGGGAGAUCCCGCUGGUUGUGGUGAUGUUGAUUUUCAACUAUCUUGCCAGAACAACACCGCCAUCCUGAAUUUUCGAGGAGGAAAGUACUACGUUAAAGGAAUCUCUUACGAUAAGCAUACCGUCCGUGUUGUUGAUGUUAACUUAGCCCAUGGAACCUGCGGUCUUCCUUACAAGUCUCUUUCAAUGAGUGAAGCCACCGAAGAUGGUCGAUUCCCUUCAUUAAUUACAUUCUGGCAAGCCAAUUUUGUGAACUGUUCCAACACAAUUCCUGAGCUGAGAGAUAGCAAAGUACCUUGUUUGAGUGGAGAUACUUCUCAUGUUUAUGUCAAUUUCAGUAACAGGAACUUGUUUGGUUAUGAGAUUCCAAGGAGUUGCAAGGUCAUUUCAAGGAUUCCUACAAGCUGGGAAAACGAGUUGAAUUACCCUUACAAUGAAACCACCUUGAAGUUGCUUGCAACAGGGUUUGAUCUUAGAUGGUCAGUUGAGUGUAGGAAUUGCCAUACAUCUGGUCUUUUCUGUGUCUACAAGUCUAACAACGAUCCAAGAAUCUUUCAGUGCGAAACGGUUUUUGAAGAAGAUUACAAAACCCUACUACCGGCUUUCAUUGCAUAUCUUGUUUCACGCUCUCUGAUUGAUAUGGCAUUGCUCGUCAGACUCAUCUUAGCUCCCUUGGUUGUGUUUGUUUUCCUUCUCCACAAAUGCUUAACUACGCGAAAGACGGUUGGUAAUGCAGAACAUGUUGGUGACAUACAAAUGCUUCCUGAGCCUGUUCCAUGUUCUCCACAAGGUCAUACAAGUAACCUUCCAUCGGAUUCUCCAAAACAAGUGCUAAUAGCUGCGUCAAUAGAAAGAAGCGCGUAA